Messenger RNA from Linum trigynum, 540 nucleotides. The record is from the annotation of a GenBank genome assembly. Lineage: Eukaryota; Viridiplantae; Streptophyta; Magnoliopsida; Malpighiales; Linaceae.
AUGGCCACAUCAAACAAUGAUUCAGGCACAGAAUCAAGCUCUGGAGGAAUCACCAUCAGAAAAUUCAAUGGGAAGAAUUACCUCCAGUGGUCUCAAUCUGUCCGGAUGUUCAUCACUGGGAAGCAAAAGGGGGAAUAUCUUACUGGUACUGCAACUAGACCAGCAGAAUCCGAUGCUGCUGCUUACACCAAGUGGAACAACGACGACAACCAAGUCCGGUUCUGGCUUAUUUCCACAAUGGAACCAGACAUCGGAGACAAUUACCUACUGCAUCAAUCUGCCAAAGAGCUAUGGGCUGAUGUAGAGGAGACAUAUUCCACACAAGACAACUCUUCUGCCUUGUUCGAAGUAGAGUUAAAACUCUUCAACUUCAAACAAGGGACGAUGAGUGCUACAGAAUACUACAACCGAUUAGUCCGAAGCUGGCUUCAACUUGAUUUGUAUGAAGCUCAGAAAUGGGAAACGACGGCUGAUGCAAAAACGUUUCGGAUGUUUGUGGAAAAGAAGCGAACAAUUCAGUUCCUCCUUGGCCUCAACUAA